This is a messenger RNA of Delphinapterus leucas (beluga whale), 442 nucleotides long. NCBI's taxonomy places the organism in Eukaryota, Metazoa, Chordata, Mammalia, Artiodactyla, Monodontidae. The record is from RefSeq and is a predicted model, not a curated record.
AUGAGCCAGCUCUGCCCCUCUGCAGCCCUUCUAGUCUUCCUGGGCACCCUGGUGGCCAGCACCCCAGGGGGUGAAAACAGCAACCAGGCCCAGGCCCUGCACCCUGCCUUCUGCCUGGAGCCUCCCUACGUGGGUCCCUGCAGGGCCCUGUUCAUCGGGUACUUCUACAAUGCGAAGUCCAGGCUCUGCGAGACCUUUGCUUACGGCAGGGGCAGAAGGAAGCAGAACAACUUCCUGGAUAAGGAGGACUGCAUCAGCACCUGUGGUGGCUGCAACAGGGCUCAGGAGAGCCGGGCAACUGUGCUCCCCUGAGAUGGCAGUCUUAGGAGGCCCCAGGGCUGGGCUGCUGCUGCUUCUGAAAGAUUUGAGCCUUCUCCUCUACUUCCUUCUCAAACCUACCUUCCUCAGCAGGACCCUGCCUCUUUCCUCACUGCAUCCUCAC